This is a messenger RNA of Diachasmimorpha longicaudata, 662 nucleotides long. RefSeq names its product large ribosomal subunit protein bL27m (gene mRpL27). Bases 126 to 578 code for a protein of 150 amino acids. Gene Ontology annotation, molecular function: structural constituent of ribosome. Gene Ontology annotation, biological process: translation. Gene Ontology annotation, cellular component: ribosome; mitochondrial large ribosomal subunit. Lineage: Eukaryota; Metazoa; Arthropoda; Insecta; Hymenoptera; Braconidae. The transcript is spliced from 3 exons. The record is from RefSeq and is a predicted model, not a curated record.
UUCAUGAGAAUGAGACCUAGAGUUAAGGUUCUCCGAAGAUCCAAAAUAUUUUCAUGUUUUCUUCGGGGAAAAAUUGAUUUUUCAAGGAUUUCUCAAAAGCUUCGGUGAACCAUUUCGAGGAGAAGAUGUCGAUAACUUCACAGUUGCUGGCUUCAGGUGUCAGCGGUGUUAAAUCAUGUCUUUUGAAGGCUUCGACCGAACAAAUUGUCACCGUGAGGAAUGCGGCGAAAAAGGCAGGAACCUCGACAAAAAAUCGAGGGGGUAAUUGCAGACGACCUAAGCAUAGAGGGUGGAAAGUGCAGGAUGGACAUUAUGUCCAAGCUGGAACUCUGUUAGCAACCCAGUUGACUACCAGAUUUCAUCCCGGUCUUCACGUGGGUUUCGGAAAAAAUGCAACAUUAUUCGCCAUUGAAUCUGGACGAGUAGUUGUAACGUGUGAGAAAGUCGACCUCAACUGGGAUCACACGUGGAUUCAGAGGUGCUACAGUGGUCGUGAGGGCCAAUCCUUCUAUAAAAAACACUUUAACGUCAUCCCAGAGAAGCAACACGAUCGUUUCAAGCUUGUUGACGCCAUUUAAUCCGUGAUAAUUAUGAUAAUCCACUAUCAACUAUUAAAUUUGUAAUUAGGAUCUAAAUACAAUUGAAGUCAUCAAAAUUCCAAA